CUAUGGUCUUCUAGUAUUCUAAUUCUAUGGUCCAGAGCCACCGAAAAUGUCCGUCUGUGUUGCGGCUCGGUCGGGACGGGGGAUUUCGCCAGGAAAUAAUACACAUUUAACCCCUGAAGAAGACAGACACAAGCCACAUAUUCUGACAACCUAGAGUACUAUCCCCCAGGAAGGAGUGUCGAGUUGGUGUGUUGGAGCGACACCAACAAAACAACGGGAGUUUACAGUAACAGUUCUUCCGCUGUGAUGUCGGGUCCUGGGUCUCGGAGGACCGGGUCCAGCAUCAAAAUCCGCCUGACAGUCUUAUGUGCCAAGAACCUUGCAAAGAAAGACUUCUUCCGGUUGCCGGACCCAUUUGCAAAGGUCGUGGUGGAUGGAUCAGGACAGUGUCAUUCUACAGACACAGUGAAGAGCACUCUGGACCCCAAAUGGAACCAACACUAUGACCUGUACAUAGGGAAGACAGACUCCAUCACCAUCAGUGUGUGGAACCAUAAGAAGAUCCACAAGCGGCAGGGCGCCGGGUUCCUGGGCUGUAUACGACUGCUGGCUAACUCCAUCAGCAGACUGAAAGACACGGGCUACCAGCGGUUGGAUCUGUGUAAGCUGAAUCCAUCAGACAGUGAUGCAGUACGGGGACAGAUCGUAGUGAGCCUCCAGACCAGAGAUGGUUUGGGCAGCGGAGGACCCGUGGUCGACUGCAGAGGACUGUUAGAGAAUGAGGGGCCUGUGUUUGAGAGCUGUUUCAGUGAGGAGCCGCUGCCGUACUCAGACCCCACGGGCGCCGCUGGGGGCGGGACCUGUCCACCGGAUUCACCCAACCAGGAGAACCGGCUCCAGGCUCAGCGAAUCAGAGGCCAGGAUUCCCAAAGACACACCCACACCCCUCAGAACCGACCGCAUGGCAACCAAUCACCUGAUCUGCCUGAGGGAUACGAGCAGCGCACCACGGUGCAGGGACAGGUGUAUUUUCUUCACACACAGACGGGAGUCAGCACCUGGCAUGACCCACGCAUACCCAGGGACCUGGCCAGUGUGAGCUGUGAGGAGUUGGGUCCGCUGCCAGCCGGCUGGGAGGUGAGGAGCACGGUGUCGGGACGGAUCUACUUUGUGGAUCACAACAACCGAACAACGCAGUUCACUGACCCCGGCUACACCAUCAUCAGCUGCCAAUGA
Molecule: messenger RNA, 1176 nt
Organism: Oncorhynchus keta (chum salmon)
Lineage: Eukaryota; Metazoa; Chordata; Actinopteri; Salmoniformes; Salmonidae
Product: E3 ubiquitin-protein ligase SMURF1-like
Exons: 10
Coding region: 247-1176 (309 amino acids)
Biological process (GO): positive regulation of transcription by RNA polymerase II; hippo signaling
Cellular component (GO): nucleus; cytoplasm
Molecular function (GO): protein binding; transcription coactivator activity
Source: RefSeq, a predicted model, not a curated record